UGGCAGCAUUGUACUACGCUGAGUUAAUUUUUUCUUUAACGAUUUGAAAUUAUUUCAUCGUUUGAUGUUCGAGCAGUUCACCAAAGUCUGAACGCAUCUUGACAAAAGACUGUCGAACUUCGUUAAACAGUGUAACAGUUCUUGUAGUAUCGUGGUACGUAGUGUGUGGUGCUCGUCAUAUACGAAGAAUGACCCAUGGCUGUGAGCUGUAGUGCUAAGUGUUUGUCAGAAUGUAUUAGUUCAGUUAAACAGUAUAACGUCUGUUAUAUAGACGUGUUGGAGUGUGAUUUGUAAUAUAUCGGCAUGCCUGGAAGUCGCUCGAGUACGGAUCCGGACCACAAGUCUUCGCCACGGGAAAGCGGUGAAGAUUCCGAAGAUGAGAGCGAAAUAUUGGAAGAAAGUCCGUGUGGAAGAUGGUUGAAAAGAAGAGAAGAGAUUUACACGUAUGGUAGACCAAAACACACCAUGAGGAACGGAACUAAAAAGGUGGACCAGCGUGAUGUUCCGGGCAUCGACUGUGCUUAUUUGGCGAUGGACACAGAGGAGGGAGUGGAGGUCGUGUGGAAUGAAGUGCAGUUCUCUGAGCGGAAAAACUUCAAAGCCACAGAGGACAAGUUUCAGCAGGUUUUUGAGAAUCUGACUCAGCUAGAGCAUCCCAACAUUGUAAAAUUCCAUCGGUACUGGACCGACACACACAACGACAAGCCACGGGUAAUUUUCAUCACAGAAUACAUGUCUUCGGGUUCACUGAAGCAGUUCCUAAAGCGCACCAAGAGAAAUGUUAAGAAGUUGCCACUUCAGGCUUGGAAGCGUUGGUGUACACAAAUUCUUUCUGCAUUGAGUUACAUGCAUUCCUGUUCUCCACCCAUCAUCCAUGGGAAUCUCACCUGUGAUACCAUAUUUAUUCAGCACAAUGGCCUCGUGAAAAUAGGAUCAGUGGCUCCUGAUGCUAUUAAUCACCAUGUAAAGACGUACCAGGACAACAUGCGAAAUAUGCAUUUCAUUGCUCCAGAAUAUGGAAGCACUUUGUCUCCCUCGAUUGAUGUGUACUCAUUUGGAAUGUGUGCACUGGAGAUGGCAGCACUGGAAAUCCAAGGAAAUGGUGACUCUGGUAGUCUGGUAACAGAUGACCACAUAGAUAGGACAAUAGAUUCUUUGGAUGACCCACAGCAGAGGGAUUUUAUUCGUCAGUGCCUGAAAAAGGAUCCGCAAGAACGUCCAAAUGCACGGGAACUUCUUUUUCACCCUCUUCUGUUCGAAGUCCAUUCUCUGAAGCUUCUGGCUGCCCAUACGUUGGUUAACACUACAGGCAGCAUUUCAGAAACUAUAACAGAUGAGGUCACACAGAGGCUUUUUGGUCCUGAUGUGGUUGUGGCGGAGAUCGUUCAUCCUGGAGGUUCAUGUGUUCAGAUGAGAAUGGCUGAUAUUCCUGUUGCAGAGAAGCUGGAAAAAUUCGUCGAAGAUGUUAAAUUCGGUAUUUAUCCAUUAACGGCAUACUCGCAACAGAAACCACCACCACCUCGACAGAGAGCCAUAUCACCUGAAAUGGCAGAUUCUGUGAAAUCUGUUACACCUGAGCCUGUAGAUGUGGAAACACGCAGGGUUGUAAACAUGAUGUGCAAUGUGAAGCCUAAAGAAGAGAGCUGCAGUGAACUACUGAUGACAAUUCUGCUGCGGAUGGACGACAAGAUGAACCGCCAACUUACGUGUUCCGUGACAGAAAUAGAUACGUCACUGCUCCUUGCACAAGAACUAGUUCACUUUGGAUUUAUCAAUGAAGCAGACCGAGAGAAGCUGGCUUCACUCAUUGAAGAGACUCUUCGCAACUGCUUCAACAGACAGUCUCCAAACCCAGGGCCCAGCGGUCUUGAGAAGCAAGCUCCAUUAUUCCCCCCACCAGCAACUGUGCGGAGUGGUGCUGUCCCUGUACAUUCGGGUAGUUAGUAGCGGUUUCCUCGCAGGUUGCAGAGCAGCCCGCGAUACUAAUGUUGUCCCAAAUAAAUGUGUCUAUUUUUUAAGCCAGCUUCGUGCAGUGAGCUAGUCAUCCAUUUCACUAAAAAGAAAAAAAGGAGGCAACCCACCCUUUCCCCAGACCUUGCUUCUUUUGUGUUCAAAUAGGAGCACAUUGUUGGCAGGCUAUGAUGAAUUCAAAUUGUAUUUUGUCAUUUAUUUUUACUUCAAAAUUAUAGGCAUACUUGUGUAUGCGUAAUAGAGCAAGUGACGAAUGUUUAUCUUCAGUCCAGAAAAGUUGGAUUGGUUCAUAGUAUUUAAAAUCAGUGGUAGCCUGUGCAUUGUGUACUUCCUGUUGAAAUAUACGUAAGUGAACCACAUUUGUAGGAUCUUCCUGAUAAAUUUUUGCAUUCCUGCUGUCAAUGAGAAGUGUGUGUUUUAAUUGUGUGUCUUUGUGUUUUAUUUUAAAAUGUUUUGUAUGCGUGUAUGGAUACCAUCGUGUCUAAAUAUGUGUAUUUGUUAGUAAUAGACAACAAAGAAGUGUCCAAAAUAUGUUUUAAAAUGUGAAAGGAACUGGAAAAGGAUCUUGGUUAAAUAUAUCAGAAAGAUGGAAAUAUUGUUAUGUUGGAUAAUUCAGUAGAUGAUUUAUGAUUUCAAAAAUGAAGUAAUGAAAUGAACAAUGAAGUGCAGGAUUUCAGUGUGUAAUUAUAAUGUAGCUCUGCUAUUCUACUCUUUUUUCAUUUGUUCAUUCAUUCAGUAAUAGAACCAAACAAUCCAUAUUAACCAACAGCUGCUUAUUAUAGGCAUGUCAAUUUGCACUUUUUAAUUAAAAAUGUGUGCUACGUAUGUUGCUUUAUAGCUUGUGUUUUUUUAAAAAAAAGAAGUAAAACAAUACUCAUGGUAGUUUAAUAAGAAUUUUGUGUGUAUAUAAUGGAGAAAUAUUUUGUUAUUUUUAUCAUGUAUAUGUUAGCCUCUUGAGACUGAUUGCUAUCUUAUUAGGAUUUAAAUGACACUGGAAGUAUCGAUACAUAGCAUAUAUACCUUAGUGAGUUAUGAUGGAGGCAAGGGGCCAAGCUAUAGUUAUAAAUGUGUAUUUCAAGGAGAACUGGGGGAAGGGAGGAAUGGGUAUGGGGUAACGGCUGUUGAAGACUUGGAAAAUGGAUAAAAGCGCAAGAAAUAUGCUCACCCCUAAUUUUGUGUUUAACAGAGUGUGAGUGACAAAAACUGAGGCAAGAAGAAAUAAUGAAAGCAUAUCUGUGUAGUAUCUUAAGACCUAUAAAAUAUAUUUUCUCUCUUUCCCCCGAGCUUGAAAUGUUUUUGCUCAAAUUCCAGUGCAGUGUUUUAGUGUUAAUUGCAAACUCAAAUGGUUUUUUGUCUUUGUAACAAACCAUUCUGGUGAAGAGAUUCUUUUCUGCUGCAAUUCUUUUCACAACCUACACACCAGUAAGGCUUUGGGAAAAGAACCUGUGCACUUCUAUCACUGACAGAAGAAUAAGACUUCAUAGCUCAAUAAAUACAAUGUAUUGUUAUUCCCUAGUCUAUUAAGAGAACAGAUUAAACUCCCAACACUGCUUUGUAUGGCUCAUAUUGAGCGUGAUUAAGACUGUGUUUUGACUGAAACAAUGCAAAUUUGAUGUGAAAGCAUUCAGAUGAUUGGUAGAAUGAUCGGUAAUAUUUUCAUUAAACAGGGCCUGUUAAACCUGUAAAAGUGCUUUCAUUUGGGCAUAUAGAAAUACGUGUUUAAUGAUGUAACAGAAAUUUCUGUACUAUAUGACCAGAUAAAACAGUUUCAGGUGAUAAAUGGUCAAUGGGAAAAGGAAAAUGUGAUUAAAUCAUUGUAAAUGCUUGUAUUGUGUGGUUACUGCAACCCCUUUGAAAUGUCAGUGGCUGUUUCUCCAGUUACGUUACUAAAAGAGCAUUCAGCCAUUCUAGUUCAUUAAAGAAGCAUACAUACAAUCUUA
This is a messenger RNA of Schistocerca serialis cubense, 3911 nucleotides long. RefSeq names its product nuclear receptor-binding protein homolog (gene Madm). Gene Ontology annotation, cellular component: endomembrane system; cytoplasm. Gene Ontology annotation, molecular function: protein serine/threonine kinase activity; ATP binding. NCBI's taxonomy places the organism in Eukaryota, Metazoa, Arthropoda, Insecta, Orthoptera, Acrididae. The transcript is spliced from 11 exons. Gene Ontology annotation, biological process: endoplasmic reticulum to Golgi vesicle-mediated transport; intracellular signal transduction; protein phosphorylation. The coding region runs from base 304 to 1944 and encodes 546 amino acids. The record is from RefSeq and is a predicted model, not a curated record.